Messenger RNA from Rotaria sp. Silwood1, 1623 nucleotides. Lineage: Eukaryota; Metazoa; Rotifera; Eurotatoria; Philodinida; Philodinidae. The record is from the annotation of a GenBank genome assembly.
AUGCUAUCAAUAAAAAAAGAUAUUGAUUUGUCAAAAUGUAUUGAUGAGAAAAAACGAAGCUCUGCUUGGAAAAAUGAAAUCUAUCGUCGUGUAGUUGAUGUUUGUAAACAGUUGAAGAAGCAAGGUGUUCAUUCAUCCAUUCUUAUCAAUGCGGCUGGUUUCACAUACACCGGCAUUGAUGAUACUGCUCAUUGUCUCACAUGUGGUCUAAAAGUAUCUGAAUGGACAGCACACAUGAAUCCAUUUACUGUUCAUGUUCAACAGAGUCCAAAUUGUUCAUUCGUUCAAUCGAUUGUAUCAAAGAAUCAAAUAAACUUUUCUUCUUCAGAUGGUUCAAUAACAGAGAACCAAAACUUUGAAUUAUCACAUAAUCAAGAAAAAUUAUUGAAACAUAAAAAAAUCGAUCAAAAGAUCGACCAUUGUCUGAUAGAAGUAGAGAUAAUGAAAGAAGUUCGUUGUCGAACAUUUUCACAUUGGCCUCAUCAGAAAGUACUAUCUCGAACACAAAUGAUUUCGGCUGGAUUUUUUUAUUGUAAUGUUGGUGAUCGUGUCAUUUGUUUGUAUUGUAAUUUAAUUUGUCAACAAUGGACACCACAUAUUGAUGAUCCAGAGGAAGUACAUCAAACUCUUUCAUCUCUAUGUCCAUAUGUUUUAUUUAUUUUAAAAACUCGUCAAACAUCAACUGCAUCAAUUCUUAAUGAUAAUUCGAAUAAUCGAGCAGUAACAUCUAAUCUAUUGCGAUUUAAUGAAAUAGCUCAAGCAUCAGCAUUUCAUCAAGCCUAUAUUGAAAUUUCGAAACGUCAAUCAUCAUUUAAUUCUUGGCCUCAAGAAGACUUACCUUCUGUUGAUGAUCUUGUUCGAGCAGGAUUUUUUUAUACUGGUUCAAAAACAAUUAUUACCUGUUUUUAUUGUAACGGAUCACUUCAAAAUUGGGGUCCCAAAGAUAAUCCAUUGAUUGAACAUGUACGUUGGUUUCCACUUUGUGCCUACGCUAAACAAUUAUGCGACGAUGAACUAUAUCGACAAGUUCAAGAAUCAAAACGAAUUCGUCAAGAACGUGCUGGAACAAAUCAAAUAGAGAGAAAUGAAAAUUUUUCGAACAAUCAUCAAACAAAUAAUUAUCAAUUAAUGAUUCCUGAUGAGAACACAUUGUCACGAUUUGUUGCUGCUCGACUCGAAAAUGAUUUUGCUACAGAUUGUGAUUUAUUAAUUGCUUGUAUUAUUCUUCAAAAACAAAUCGAUCAUAUCAAUGGUCGUCAAGAAAACAUUAUUGUACCGAGUAUCAAGAUGAAAAUGAUUCGUGAGACAGAACAAUCCAGGUCAUCAUCAUCCAUGCCAACAUCGAUCGAACCAUUUUCAUCAAAUUCAUCGACUACUAAUAACAUAAUCGAAUCAAAAUCAACCAUUGCAACGAUCGAUCAUCAAUCAAAAACAGAAAUAAAAGCUAGUUUGACAACGGAUUUGGCGUCGUCGAAUUUGUGUAUACUUUGUUUAACAGAAGAUAAACGUCUUGCAUGUAUUCCAUGUGGACAUUUGGCAACUUGUGUUCCCUGUGGUCAUUCACUUCGAACAUGUCCAGUUUGUCGAAGAGAAAUAGAGGCUUUUGUACGCAUCUACAUUUAA